Lactuca virosa is the source of this 723-nucleotide messenger RNA. Lineage: Eukaryota; Viridiplantae; Streptophyta; Magnoliopsida; Asterales; Asteraceae. The record is from the annotation of a GenBank genome assembly.
AUGGAAGGAGGACCGAUGUGUACGCGAGAGGCGAUUCAGCGUGAACUUGAGAAAGAGAUGAUACGGGGGAUGAUUAUAGCAGAGGAAGUUGAGCGUCUUCACGUUUUGGAAGCAGAAGUGAGGAAAGAAUUGAUGAUUGGACGAGAGAUAAUGGCAAUGAAGAACGGAAAGGGAUUUUCAUCGUCGUUUAUGCCAACCACGUCUGGAGCUGGACAUAACCCACCACCAUCAUUACAUUCAACCGAGCUUAAUUCCUACAGUCAAAAGAAGAAUAUAGAGUGGAAAUGUCCGGUCUGUAAGGUUAGUGCACCAUGUGAGAAUGGUUUCCUGCAACAUCUUGCAGGAAAAAAACACAUGGCCAAAGUGGCAACUAUCAAUUACUCAUCCAAAUGGACAUGUCCAAUCUGUGAGGUUAGUACAACGUGUGAGAGUGGUUUACUUGAUCACCUUAGAGGAAAAAAACAUAAAGCCAAUAUGGAGUCUUUGAGAGGUUACAACAAUGGUAAAAGUAACAAGUCUGUUGAGACACAUGAGCCAUUUGUGAUUAAGAACUUUUUAGAAUAUGUUUCAAAUGAUUCGAAAGAAGAUACAAAGAAGGAAAUGGAGUGGAGAUUUCGGAUCUGUGAGGUGAUUGCAACAAGUGAGAUUGAUUUACAGAAGCAUAUUGCGGGAAGGAAACAUAAGGCUAAGGUGGUUACUUUAGGAAAAGGAAAAAACAUUUAA